UGGCUGUUUAGCGCAGCAUCUCACAAUGUCAUUCCCAUUCAAUCAAAAUGUGUCGCAUCUCUGGAUUAUGACAGUCGUGCCUAGGCUGGCCUCCCAGAUAGCAUGGAUUAACUAUACUCCUCUGGUGUGAUGACUUAAAACUUUGUUUGUACGCUAGUCUUGAGUAUGGAGACGGAAGAGGAAAACAAUGGAUUACACUUGUGGAUACUAUAGAUUGUAUUUGUUUCUCUAUUCAGUUGGCGUUCUCUAUUCCUUUCUUGGUUACCACCAUUCGUGUAGUGGUUCAAGAUCCGCGCGGCGAUGUUCGUUUCCCGAAGAGUGGCGGGGCAUGUGGUACCAGAAUGGUCUUGGUUCAGUCAACCUCACGCAGCACACGAUCACGAAGAAAGGAACGUGUUAUACAAGUCAAGAUAACAAAUAUGUCGUAUAUGAUAAACAGGGAGGAUGUUACCGAUGUUUAGUGAUAACGCCGCAACACUGGAACGUCCUUCAGUAUAAAGAGAGUUUCUGCCUCAACUCUGCGAACAGGGGUGCACCUCAUGGGCUCUGUGAUAGAAUUCUGAGAGAUUACAAUGUCCUUUUCACAUUAAUUAGAGAGCCCAGUAAGCCAGUUGCUUGCCCUUUCCACGGAUCCUACUUCUUCUCCUACCAGAACAACUCAGUCCCUUGUUCAACCCCAAUUUCCCAGGUGGAUGAGUGUGCUAGCAAUACUAGAGUCAUGUUUCACUUCAGACAGUGUGAAAAUGCGGAAUACUCGAAAAAUCUCGAUCUUGACUUCCAUUGCCUUGCCACAUGGAAGAGUGGGCAGAACUACAUGAUCGGUCACUUCCAGGGAAGAGGAUUGAGAAACAAUAAGGACAUGCAGUACAGAUGUUUCAUGUAUGAAGCCAUAGCUAACAAAGUACAUAUGGCCAUGUCAGCAGAUGCUUCAUGCAUGGGACUUGUCGAACCAAGAGAUGGACCACUCACCAUGUUCUUAGAAAGAGAUGUUCAAAAAUUUGCCACCAUCAACUACCAGUUCCCAGAAUGGCUUUGGCGACGAGACACCAAAUGGCACGACCUGUCGGGAAAAUAUACAUAUCAUUUAGACAAAGAUAAACAAGUCAUUAGAAUAUCUUAUCAAGCAGAACCGGGAGAUGAGAAAGAGGUGAUAGAAGCCAUAAGAUGUUAUGAGAUUGACCAGGUCACAACAACGGAUCGGUUAUUCCAGGCCGUUAGUUUUACAUCAAGAGGGUGUGAAACCAAAUUCCAGUGUGUUCGAAUAUUACAACGGAAUGAUGACAUUGCUGAAUUCCACCGGGGCAAAAUGGUUGAGAAACAGUCAAGCGCGUGUCUUGAAGAUAAUUUCACCGGUGGUAUCAAGCAAUUGCUCAUUCCAUCCAAAAUCCGAGGGUCUAAAUGUCCUUACGAUGGACGUUAUACCAUAGACGUUGCCAAGGGCAGUCCAACAUGUACAACUAAAAAUACGUUCACCAGUGGAUGUGGGAUAUUACAGCAACUGCGAGUUGAAAUCACCUGCCCUCCAAUCACAGCUGCCAGUUUAGUAUGUUUGAGUAAAUGGUCUCAGAACACCACAACCUAUAUGAUAGCCAGACGGACAGGAGGGGGAAAACUUGCUAACUGCUUUAGUUUUAGGAGGUUAUCCAAUCAGAUGAUACUAUUUUCUUUGGACGUUGAUUGUAACAUGGGUGCACCAUUGCUGCUGAACCAGCACGUGCAUUUCGCUCUCAGGAAGGACCCUGGUAACUGUGACACACAUGCCAAUCUAAAAGAGGGCAGGACUGGUGAUAAAGGCACACCCCUCACGAGACUUACUGCCGGCAGGAAACAAACUGCUUCAUGUUUACACGUAUCCAUGGUAACCAUCUGUCUCUCCUUGUUACUGCUGAUUACAUGCAGACCAAGCUAGGACGCAAUGUGUUUGGUUAUGACAAAGAACGGUGCUCACUAUCUUUGAAAACAAAAAGAUUUUAUAUAUUUUGUUGACUUUUUGCAGCGGUUGAUGUAAAUUAUGUCCCCUUCCUUUGGUAUUUUAAGGGCAAGGAGGUGACUCUAGGUGGGUUUUACAACCCUCACGAAAUACACUGGUCAAUGUGAAUGUAUUUUAUGGACGAUGAUGUUUCAAAAUUUCCCCCUUUUUUGUCUUACUGAUGAUAACUCUGCCAGGACUCUCUGCCGUCACAAAUCACCAUUGAAUUGACGAAAUGGGGACCUUCGUACUGCGUCGUUCGUAGGCCUUCGCAAGGGUUACCGAACUUAUACCUACUAAUUACCGCGGAAAUAAAGUGAAAUCACUAAUUAUAAGUAAGUUUGUGUUAAAAUUGAUGAAGAACCUGACUGGUUUCGCCCGGGCUACAGCAUAAUUAUUAGUUAUGUUCGACGGGCAGAAAAAAGACUUCGCUCUGAAGAAAAAAAAGUGAUGACCCAUUACCAGGGAGAACAUGGAUUACAGUUGCCGCUGCCUUAUCCACGCAUGCCAGUAAGGAUGAUGAGUGAAAUCGAAUUCUGCUUCCUGAGACUAUGAUUUUUGAGAGUAUAUAUUUGGAUUCUUUCAUUAAUUCUAGUAUGAAAAAUUGGGAAUGGCACAGUCCAAGUACAUCGACCGCGGGGAUCGAGUCAACACAGUUUAGACACGGGCUGUGAUCAGUUGAGGUAUUAAAUUUCAUAAAUCUGCCAGCAGAAGCAUUACGAUUCGGUUUCCCUCCAUUUCAUUUAGAAUUUUCAGCAUUAUAUUGUCAGAUGGUCAAACUCCCAUGACAAUCCAAAUCAUCUGGCGUCUAUAUAUCUCUGUCAAAGGUCACAGAAUUUGGAUAUAUUGAGGCAUUUCGUUAUUGAAACGGAAACAAAAUAAUUGUGAUGAAAAAAUUUGGCAUUUAUAAUGUCCUUUUGCUCAUUUGAUGAAUGACUGUGUUUAUCGAAAUAGGUUUCGAAAAUCAGUGAAUCCAUAGCUUUUUAAAGACUUGAGGUAUACAUGUAUUUGGUAUUUUGAAAGCACUUUGCACCAGUUGCUACAGUGGUAACUAUAUACGGGUGUAUAAGUGACUUUACUUGGAAACAUAAAACAUGAAGUUAGUGUAUAGUUUUUGCUUUUUUGUCACUGGAACUAUAAUAGUGCUGGAAAUACAUUUAUGUAUUGCAUGAUUAACUUAAAGUAUGAGAUGACGAGCAAUGCAUAAUUGAGUAAUUUAUCAUCAAUGCAACUUCUGCUUACUUUUACACCCUUUGGGUCAAGGUCUUUUGGACAGAGUGUGUCUUUCUUAGCAUCUUCCUCAUGAAAUGUCUGUCUCUAAUGUCUCAGUGUUAUGCAUGAUUCGUCUUGAUAAGCUGACUUUGUGAAUUAAUCUGGAAGUACCUUAGGUCGAAAAUCCAAAGGAGAGGUGUUAUUCAGUUUUCAAUACAUCAACAUGCACAUUCGUUGCAAGAUUCUCGUAAAAUUCCUAAGAAAAGACCUAAUCUAAUCCGGAUUUUCGACUUGAGAUACUACCAUAGAAUCAUUUUUUUAUCGGAUCUUUCGCCGAUGCUAAUAAUUAUGCUUGUUUAGGGAGGAGUCCUACGCUAUGAUGGUCGUAAGAAGUGCAUUAUUCUACACACUGUAAUGGUAGGUAACAGUUCUAUUUAUCACGACGAUACUACAAACCACAAAAUUUCUGAAACACAUCCGAAUAACUUGUUAAAGAUUAUACUCGUCAGUUUCUUCCAAUCCACAGGCCAGAUAUUCCAACUUUCAAACUUAUUGUCAAAUUGAAAAUGUUUAGAGGAAAUAUUGGCACGCAAUAGGUUUAUUAUUCUUUGCGAUAAGUUUAAAAUGUAGGCUAGGGUGUGUAGCUUGUCACUAUUCUGCAGCAUCAGCUGGCUGUGCCAUCUUUUGUUUUGAUGGCAGUCAUGGGAAUACAAGACCGAGUGAUUUCCGUAAAAAAUACGAUACUGAACACACGCGUGUCUUUCAUUUUGCUAUUUUUACGAUUAUGAAUGUUUCUCUUUCCCUUUUUUCUAAAAAUAUUUUCGGGAUUUUUAUUUUGCGAAUCGAAGAGAUACUAAAUCCGUUUUACAGCAAACGGAAUGUUGUGCCUAAUCGCUUUUUAAAUAUUAAAGGCUAAUGCCGUCGGUAAAAUUAACAUUUGAAAUUGAAUUUGAAUUUGAAAAUUUCCCCUUGCCAAAAUACGUAUUAAAUAUGAAUUAUAGCAUUGUCGUUGUGUCGACAGAUAUACAUUAAAUACAAUGUACUACAAAUACCGAGUUUUAGCAAAUUCGUGAGCACUUCGGCAUUGUGUAUAACUGCAUUUCUAUUUUCCUGGGCCAGUAAUUAUGAACGGCGUACCCCUUUGAUGUAAAUAUGCUUAUUAUGUAUUGCACCUAUCCGUGUGCUAUUGUAAGCAUUAUUUUCUUCACUGAAUGUCUGUUUCCGACCACAUUUUGAACACUGGUUUUAUAUUGUCGUUCAACCGGCAUAUCCAAUUUGAGAAAUCUUGUGCAGUUUAAAAUGUCCUUUGAUAGAGUAUUCGGGGAACAAUGGAUGUAUGCGCUGUUUGAUCUCUGAGGUAUUAACAGUGAUGGUCCAUUAAAGCCAUAAAGAUGUACCUUAAUCCGUCACCAUAUAAGAGGAACGGACACUUUUUCCAGGGUAACAUUUUAAACUGCUACACCGGAUGUUAGUUUCCUUUUGGAUACAUGUAGAUUUUAUAAAGAGAUUAUUCGAAUUAUUCGGAUUACCAUUUGUCAAAGAAUGGUGGACAGGGAUGAUUUUUUAAUAAUGAAUGUACAUAAUAUGGUGAAUGUAGUGACAAUGUAGAUUGAUAGAACAAGAGAUUAUGCGAGUAUCAGUCGGCACUACUUGCCGGGAUGAAAGAAUGAAUUUCUGUUGGCGUCACUUAUUUUAAGGAUGGAAGACUAGAGUGCUGUUGACCUUUCCAACUCGCGAUUAUUAUGAU
Molecule: messenger RNA, 4928 nt
Organism: Lineus longissimus
Lineage: Eukaryota; Metazoa; Nemertea; Pilidiophora; Heteronemertea; Lineidae
Exons: 15
Coding region: 188-1909 (573 amino acids)
Source: RefSeq, a predicted model, not a curated record